Molecule: messenger RNA, 2653 nt
Organism: Babesia bovis T2Bo
Lineage: Eukaryota; Apicomplexa; Aconoidasida; Piroplasmida; Babesiidae
Product: putative integral membrane protein
Exons: 1
Coding region: 199-2586 (795 amino acids)
Source: RefSeq, a predicted model, not a curated record
CAACUGUGUUGCCGCAAAGGUCGGCUAAACUUGUUACUAAAAUUGUAUAAAUAAAGUAGUCUGAAUUACCAUAUUUUGUGAAAUUGAAUAAUGUUUCGAUAAUGUAUAUGGUAUAGAAUCUAUGAAGGCAGUAAUUUUAGUAUGUUGCUGACACGAGCAUACAAGUUGUAAUAAUUUAAAACAAUCAGAAGACGAAAGAUGGCUCAUAAAGGAUUAUUGUUGUUAUCUUUUGAGCUGAUGCUCUUCAUUUUUACGGCUAUCAGCAACGCUGCGGCUGUAAAGGUUGACGCUGCUAACAGCAUUAUUCUCGAUUUGGGAUCGGAUAAACAAGAUCCCCGAUUGGAUGUCUGCAACAAGUUGAGUGGUAUUACGCGAUACAGUGUAAAGCAUGGCACUAAUGCUGUGAUUACCGCCGUUCGUUUGCACGACUACAGGGUUGAAAUGCCAGCAUCACCUCAUGUGGAGGAAGUUUUCUGCGCUUCUCCUUUCAACAACACGUUUACUAUACACUUUGAUGACUUUUCAUCGGACGAGUUCACAUUUGGCCCUGAUGGUAUGCAGGUAAAUGACCAUAAAGAAAGGUAUGUAUUUAAGGGGCCCUGCAAUAAGCCUGCUGCCCAGCCCAAGAUUGAAGAAAAGGUCGAAGGUGAAAAUGAAACUCACUCCAACAUCAAGGUUGAAGAAAGGCGUGGAAUGAGAUCUGAUCCACCACCUAUUCCCAAGACUCCUAUCACACUGGAGUCCAAAAAUGAGGUCAGGCCAGAACGUAAACAUGACGUUAAACAUGAAAUCAAGCCAGAGAUAAAACAUGAGGUCAGACCAGAAGUUAAACAUGAAGUCAAGCCAGAGAUAAAACACGAGAUCAGGCCAGAGAUAAAACACGAGAUCAGGCCAGAAGUUAAACAUGAAAUCAAACAUGAUGUUAAACAUGAAGUUAAAGAGGAUAUCAAGGCUGAACAUGUCAGUGACAUUAAGGCAGAAACAAAAUCGGAAUCUAAGUCAUCAUUGAAGAAUCACGGAAGGAAUCCAUACCUCGGUAGGAGUGCAUCAGCCGAAGCGCACCUCAAUGUAAAGCACAUGAAUGAGCACAAAUCAUCUAAUUUGCGAGAAAGUCGUCCAAGUGCUACUGAUGCGAGUUUUGGUGGCACUGAUUUUCCAGAUAUUGAGGACGGUUACGAAAGUGAUAGUCCAGACGACCCCGAUGACAUUAAAAAACCAGCGUAUCUCAACAAGGCAUCCCCUGUUCAUCAAGAAGCUCUCAAAUCCCCGAUUCGUGCUACACCACGUCAUCCUGUUGAUGCAUCCCCCGCAGCUUGCCAACGCGAGGCUACUCCUCCGCGUUCUCAACAGAAGACUGAAACUCACGUAGAUACAUAUGAAGGUGUCGAAAUGUCUGCUGGUUACGCUGAUCUUAGAAGUGAUGAGUUUAUGAUUGAAGAAAAGUCUGAAAAGGAACCAGCAAAAGAGGAGGUUGAUACAACACCCGUGGUGCCAGAGACACCACUUGUUGUGGAACGCAGUACACGUGAGGAACUCACUUUUACUUUAGGUGAAGAAAAUCCGAGUGUUGUUACUACAACUGUAGAUGACAGUAAAUGUUACAAGGGAACGAACGGUACGAUAAUCAAGUUCAUCGAAAUUGAGGGUAAGACUAGAGAGAUCAUGAAGGCCAACGCUGAGGAUACCAUUGUCUGUAUUAACAACAGCGAACAUUCAUACAACAUAGUUGUUGGUAAUCGCGAGGAGGGUGGUAAAUGGGUUCAUUCCUUCUACAAGAAGAGUGGCGACCAUGACAUUUUUACUGAUGUAACUGUCAAAUCCCUGUUCAGAAAUAUUGACUUCUCGGAGAUGUUUGACGACGCCAUGAUAAUGGAGUUUAGUCAGACUGAGCCUCUACACGUACCUAAGUUUAUGUUCAACGGUAAAGUAAAUGCAUCACUUAAACAAGUCGAAGCUAACAGUCAGUCUUUCGUUCUGGAGUCAGUUACCAAUGGAUAUGUUAGGAUUGCACAGGAUUUGUUAUUCGCUGAUAAUGGUGCUGGAUUGCACUCAUUCGACGGAAUGAAUCUUGUCGCGAUGUACUCUCGUAGUGAAUCGGCACAUGACACACUUUGUGUUACAUUCCGUCAUAGAGAUGUUUUGAAGCACAAGAAGUACGCUCAAAUUAAUGCUAGAUCUGGUCCAUAUCAACUGGUUCCAUACAAGAGGGAAAUCGAUUACGAUCUUUCCCAAUCUUUGGUUAUGUUUGGCCUGUCGCCUUGCUCUGAAGUCACUAUUCUGGAUGCUGAGAGCUUGGGCACCAGCGCAAUUCUGCAAGGUGUUGAAGUUCAAAGAUUCGGGGAUAUAGUAUACAUUCAUCUUCAGAAGAUGGAUAAUGAUAUUCUUCUUCUCAUCGGUACCGUCGAAGUUUUACUGAGAUCCGACGGUAAUCACAGGAUUGUUGUCAUGUCUAGUGACGGCGCUGUUACCGCCGACAUAUCCACCGAAAUUGGCGGAGUUAAAAGUCGUACAAUUGUCUCCCCGAAGGCCAAGGAGCCUCAGGUACACGAAGUCAAUUUCGUUGUUGACCCUGAGCCCAGUGUUUAGGGCGCAUCAUUGAUGCAGCUUGUAGUUGUAGAAACCCAAUCAUAUUCAAUUUCGCAUACAAAUAUAU